GUAUUCGCUCAGGCUUGUAUCCCCUUUGUGUCCCAAUAUGUCUAAUGCGAAUCGAAUUGUGUACUCCGGCCCGCCCUGAAAGACCGGGCAUCAAUGGUACCAAGAUGUCCACAUAUCAGACAUCAUGUCGACCGGAAGGGAAAGGGAAGGUUGUGUGGCAGCGUGGCGUUACAGAUGCCGAGACCCAAGUCGUUUGUGCCCGUAUCUGGCUAUAUACUCGGCGGUCCGGAACAAGUCGUUCAUCAAAAGCGCCGAGUUUGGAAAUACAAAUCAGUACCACGAGUUGCUGCCCGAAGGUGGACCGAUUUAG
Molecule: messenger RNA, 310 nt
Organism: Periconia digitata
Lineage: Eukaryota; Fungi; Ascomycota; Dothideomycetes; Pleosporales; Periconiaceae
Source: the annotation of a GenBank genome assembly